This is a messenger RNA of Sander lucioperca (pikeperch), 1705 nucleotides long. RefSeq names its product SWIM-type zinc finger 7 associated protein 1 (gene swsap1). The transcript has 3 exons. The record is from RefSeq and is a predicted model, not a curated record. Lineage: Eukaryota; Metazoa; Chordata; Actinopteri; Perciformes; Percidae. Gene Ontology annotation, biological process: double-strand break repair via homologous recombination. The coding region runs from base 175 to 1083 and encodes 302 amino acids. Gene Ontology annotation, cellular component: Shu complex. Gene Ontology annotation, molecular function: single-stranded DNA binding.
GACCGCAACAGCACGGACACCAGUGUGCCAAAUGUAAACAGACGCGGGAAACUUCAGCGUAACUAUCAGUAUCAGCCCACAUAACUACAGAACAUAGAUAUAGAUAUAAACUGACAGUAUAUCUAUAUAUCUAUCUAUGACUACAGAGAAGGUGCACAGUGUCAGAGUUCAGUCAUGGCAGACAUUUUAACGCUCGUGUUCAGGACUUUUGUGUCACAAACGGAAGUCAGGAAGAAGUUGACAGUCAGCCCUGCACCCUGCAGCUCUCUGCUGGUCGGGGACCCGAGCCCUCCCCCCUGCAGCUCUCUGCUGGUCGGGGACCCGAGCCCUCCCCCCUGCAGCACCCUGCUGGUCGGAGACCCCGGCCUCGGCCGCUCGGUGCUGCUGCUGGCGGCCGUGACCGCCGCCUCAGAGAUGGGGGUCAGGGUGGUGUUCUUCAGCCAGACUCAGAUCCAGAGUCUUCCGGCGUCGCUGCAGAAGGUCUCCACCCUGAGCCCGGACAGUCUGAAGAGAAUCCAGUUUUCCUAUCCCAGGACGGUGGAGGAGCUUCUGCAUCAGGUGGCCAGCCUCCACGAGUCCUGCAACACGUCUCCCACGCCUCCGUCCCUGGUCAUCGUGGACGGGCUGGAGGGCUUCCUGCGAGGCUGUGGAGGCGGCGGCCACAGCGCGUCCCACCCCGGCCGGCCGUCCAGCGCUGCUCACCUGGCCGCGCUGCUGAGCGACAGCGCCGUCUUCCUCACGCAACUCCUGAAGCAGCGCUGCUCGAGUUCGGCCCCGUGCCGCGUCAUUGCCUCUUUCGCGCCAGAAGCGGACGCGGUGCAAGCCGGUGCCGAGGCCUCUGCCACAGAUCCCGUCCUCGAUGUUCUGGAUCGCUAUUUCCAGGUGCGCUGCACUCUGGACCGAGACAGGACUUAUGAAGCUGCAGCAGCUGGACUGCAGGAGGUGUGGCACGUUUACCUCUCUGGGACCGGCCUCACGGAGACCGCUGCCCUGAGCGAGGACUGUGAGGACAGAGCAGCUGUGGCCCAGGAGUGGCAGCUGGUCAUUUCUCCUGAUGGUUCAAUGGAGUUUAAGUUGGUUUGAAUAGUGGCAGUGGGAGAAAAAGGCUCAAUCUCAGUUCCCUUAAAUAGCAUCCCGGCUCCUCCACAGUGAAAGAGAGGAAGUGUCUCAGGUUCUUAAAUUGCAUCCACGUUUCCUUCACUUGCCUCCCUUCCUCGCGUCUUAGUCCGUCCCACAGAGGAAGCAUGGGAGAGACGGAGCAAAUCAUGCAAGGAGAGGUUAAGGUUAUGGUUUGACUCGGGUACAUUCACAAAAAGACCCUAGGUUACAUUUUGGAGAGGGUUACCUUUAAAGUAAAGCUGAGCAGGUAUACUGUACUGUACUAUACAGGUAAUACUGCAGGUAUUUGCAGUAUUGUUCUGCAGUAUAAUAGGCCUUGGUCACUUUAUCACUUCAUCUUCUGUGUUCAGUUCAUUCUGCUUUCAUGAGCAAAAGCAUGUUUUCAGCCAGACAUUCAUUUACCAGAGCAGUUCUCGCCUUUUCUUUGACUCUUAGGGCGUUCUUCCACUACGUGGUACCAGCUCGGCUCGACCACGGUGUCCCGUCCUCCUUGUUCCGUUGCAGAUUUGGUACCGCCUCAUGCCUGAGGCGAGCGUGGCUGGUCGUCAUAGCGACGCCACAGGAAACUGCCGUGACCUCACACACA